Brienomyrus brachyistius is the source of this 2463-nucleotide messenger RNA. Its product is annotated as 2-aminoethanethiol dioxygenase-like. The coding region runs from base 257 to 1018 and encodes 253 amino acids. The transcript has a single exon. The record is from RefSeq and is a predicted model, not a curated record. Gene Ontology annotation, molecular function: oxidoreductase activity, acting on single donors with incorporation of molecular oxygen, incorporation of two atoms of oxygen. Lineage: Eukaryota; Metazoa; Chordata; Actinopteri; Osteoglossiformes; Mormyridae. Gene Ontology annotation, cellular component: mitochondrion.
CGUACGUGUGAAUCAGAUGUCCAUGAAUGGGGUAGUGGGAUGAUUAGAGGUGUAAGUCAAUCGGUUGUAUGUAGGGGACGCAGAUCUUUGCGAAGUUUAGUGAUUGUAAUUUUGUAAAACGUUUGAGAGGGUUUUGAAGUGAAUAUCGCAAAGUAUCCGAAAAAAUCCAAAGCCUCCUGCUUAUAAGGAUUUGCUUGUGAAAACUUGCAUCGGUGCAUGUAAGUAACUGCUUCGUAUUAAGCUAAAUUGCCACAGUAUGCCACGGGACAACAUGACUUCGCUUGUACAAAGGAUUGCCAGGCAAGCUCUUGUGACAUUCAAAAAUCCACCAUCCGUCGGGGACAGUAGCAAGUCAUUUUUGGAAAACCAUGGUAAGCUUUACGGCCUCAUGAGUGAAGUCAGAGCGGCGGAUCUGAAGAUCACACCAAGAAAGGCUGAAAGUUCUGCAGUGUCUGCACCACAUAACCCACCGGUGACUUAUAUGCAUAUAUGUGAGACCGACGUAUUCAGUAUGGGGGUGUUUCUGUUGAAGACCGGGGCAUCGAUCCCGCUGCACGACCACCCCGGAAUGAACGGCAUGCUCAAAGUAAUUUACGGCAAGGUUAAAAUUACUUGUUUCGAUAAAUUGGACAGUCCGGUUGAUGCUGCAUGCAGCACGCAGCCCAAUCCACCGCUGUUAUCCUUUCAAAAGGACUCCUUGAAGAGAGCAGUGCUUCGCUCAGUUGGAGAAUACACCGAAGAAAGUGCAGCAUGCGUCCUGGCUCCCCAUAAAGACAACCUUCACCAGGUCGAUGCUGUGGACGGACCAACCGCUUUUCUCGAUAUUCUGGCCCCCCCGUAUGAUCCAGAUGACGGAAGGGACUGCCACUAUUACAAAGUAGUCCAGCCCUUGUCUGACACCGCUGUCAAAAAGCUGGAUUCCCAGGAAGCCAAAGAACUCUGGCUGCUUGAGAUUCCGCAGCCGACAGAUUUCUGGUGUGGUGGUGAAACUUUCCCCGGCCCGGAGGUUUCGCUUUGAAGUGCAUUUCAUGCAAGUGAAUCGUUCAUCAGUAUGUCUACUGGAACUACAGAGGGACACUCAGGAUAAUCCAUUGCUAAUAAAUAAAAUGUUUUACAUAUUUCCUUCUGUGCACCUGUCUUAACUCGUGUUUCAGCUUUAUCUGCCUGCAUUUUAUUUUUUCAUAAUUUACUAUCUACUUCAGUCAUGAUUGGUCUUUGCCAUACUUAGGCAUGCCUUGUUAACUUGUGGAAUCUGGUUUUAUAGAUUUUCUCUAAAAAGGCUUGAAAUAUAACCCUGCUGUACUAAUUUAUUUGUAAAAAUGAUUAAUGUACAUCAAGUAAUAUAUUUUCUUGCUGUUCUGAGAACUGGAUGAACAUGAAUUUUUGAAAUGAAAUAAUUUGGAUUUCUUAGAAAAAUCAACAUGACUUCUAAAUUGUUUUGCAGAUGUCUAAUAUCAAAAUUGUGAUUUUAUUGGGUGGCAUCCAGAACUUUUGUCAGUCUUGUUCAUUUAGUUAAAUAUUUAUUAAAAUAACUAUUUUAAGGUUUCUAUAUAACCUGUUUGAUUUUUGUUGAAACAUUUUGCAAUGCAUUUUGAUUUGUGCCAGCAAAAUGGUUGUGAUUUUUCACUCAAUGGAAUUUUAAGCUCUUUUUUACCCACAGUAUUUACAUGAAACGAAGUGUGCUGUAAUUCUUGUGUUAAGAGAACGCUUGUCACUUGUAAAAAAAUCUCUAUUGCUUUGGGAAGGUGUGCCUUAAGUAAAAAAUAAAAUUAAAGCAAUGACAAACUGCACAACAUGUUAUAGUUGAAACUUGCAAAGGAUGUGAAUGCUUUAGUCAAUGUUUUUGGUCAAAAAUGCCAAAUUAAGACAUUUUUUUUCAAAAUUGCGGCAAAUUGUCUUGGCUUUAAUUUUGUAGGUGUGUGUACGCAAUAGGAUUUCACAUUUAUUGGGUAUUUUUUAGAUUUUCUUUAUUUACUUCAAUAAACCUGAGGUGAUGUAAAAUCUAGUAUAACUCGCAUGUUGCAUUUGAAGUGCAGUGUGCGUAUGUAUAUAUGUGUAAUGUAAAUUUUUAUAUAUAUUUACCCAUGAUCGUGCAAUUUAGUGUUUACUGUCAAGUGAUAAUUCUGUUUUAUGUCUUGCAAUAAUUUUAUUUUGGUCAUGGACACAUUUCAGAGCUGUGAUUUGAAAACUAGCAAACAAGUAUAGGGGCUGUGAUUAUGUUGUGUGAAGGAAGCACAAUGUGAAUAUGUUUUUGUAAUUAGGUUUAUACAUGCAUGAGCAUCACUUUCUUUUAUAAUUAAUGUAUUUGACAUUCUAGGUAAUCUUUUUCCUGUCUUGCGAUUUCUCUUUAUUUGUAUAGAAUGUCCUUGAUUGUAAUGCUAUUAUUGCAAGAAUUGUCAUUUGAAGUGGUAUAAAUGCCCAUUUUACCUUGCUGAGUUUUUUCAGUAAAGAGUUUCAAAUCGG